AUGGUCAUCAUCAUUGCUUUGAUUCUGCUGUUUGUGCGCCGCCGACGUAACUCAGCCAACGCAGCUGGCAAGAGCAAGGUGCCAGCCCCGCCAUCACGUGGGGCGCAGCGACCGGCAAACCACGUCGGCCAAUACAUGGUCCCCGUCUCAAACAUGUUCCUGCCAGACUACGAAGAGCCAGAUGCCAUCAGCCCAAACCGGGUGUACGAGCUGCCGAUGCACACGGGAAAGACGGCGCCACCGGCCUACGCAACAGCAGCAGCAGUCAGCGUCGCCCGCACCAAGACCGCCCUGUACGACGUGGGCGAUGGCGGCGAUGGUCAGGCCAUCUACGACAACGCUGUGGAGGAGGACGUGCAGGGCUUUGGGGUCCCACUCUACGACAGGGCAUCGCAACAACAGCCGCCGCAGAAGCAAACCCAGGGCGCACCGCUCUAUGAUGUCGCAUCACAACAGCAGCAGCAGAACACGGCUCCGCUGUAUGACAUUGCAACCACCGUGACGCCACAACAGCAGCACGAACAGCUGCGAGGGUUUGAUGUCCCCUUGUACGAUGUCGCUUCGCAACAGCAGCAGACGCAGCGGCGUGCAGGCGCGCUUGCUGUCGACGUGACGUACGACAACCCAACAGCCAAGUCCCUGGCCAACGUUGGCAAUGAUGAAGAUGAGGAGGAGAAGGACGGUGCAAAGGCACGAGCCAACGCCCCCACCUACGAUAUGGCCUCACCAAUGCCAGCGCACUAUGCGGAGAACCCGCGCCACCGCGCCCUGCACCCAUCGUACGACGUGGCCACGUCCGAGACAGACGGCGGUGGCGACGACGACCUCUACGCCACAGCGGCUGACGUUGCGCACAGCGACAAGAACACGCACCAGCAAGCAGCGGCCACGGACAAGAACACGGACCCCGAUGGUGGAUAUCUGAUUACGUUCCCCUCCUCCUCGCAAACGCCCUCGCGGCAGCAGCGGCCGCCUACCCUGCCCACCUCCACCACGUACGACAACAUUGGCGAUGACGGCGAGGCGCUGUACUCUGCACCAACACUCUGA
Messenger RNA from Salpingoeca rosetta, 1050 nucleotides. RefSeq lists its product as uncharacterized. Lineage: Eukaryota; Choanoflagellata; Craspedida; Salpingoecidae. The record is from RefSeq and is a predicted model, not a curated record. The coding region runs from base 1 to 1050 and encodes 349 amino acids. The transcript is spliced from 3 exons.